This is a messenger RNA of Lactuca saligna, 622 nucleotides long. NCBI's taxonomy places the organism in Eukaryota, Viridiplantae, Streptophyta, Magnoliopsida, Asterales, Asteraceae. The record is from the annotation of a GenBank genome assembly.
AGCUAAUUAACAAACACAUCAAAGCACAAGUUUCCCCUUCUCAACAAUGACAUCUCAUUUGCUUUUAUUUGGUCUCUUGGUGGCGUGCUGCUCCAUUGCGUUUGCUUCGGACCCUAGUCCUCUUCAGGACUUCUGUGUGGCAGACCAAAAUAGCACAGUAUUCGUGAAUGGCUUGGUUUGCAAAGAGGCAAGGCUUGUACAAGCUGAUGAUUUCUUUUAUAGUGGGCUGCAACUAAUGGGAAAUACUUCGAAUGCGGUUGGGUCUGCUGUGACUCCUGGUAUUAACCCCCCACAUACACACCCUCGGGCCACUGAAAUUUUGACUGUUAUGGAAGGCCGUAUUCUAGUCGGGUUUGUCACAUCCAACCCUGAAAACCGACUCAUCACAAAACUACUUCAGAAAGGCGAUGUUUUCGUGUUCCCACAAGGUCUGAUUCACUUCCAGAAAAAUGUGGGAAAUGGCUAUGCUGUUGCUAUUGCUGCUUUGAGUAGUCAAAAUCCAGGUGUUAUUACCAUUGCAAAUGCUGUGUUUGGAUCAAAUCCUGAUAUCGCAACAGAUAUUCUUGCAAAGGCUUUUCAAGUUGACGUCAACGUCGUCUGUCAAAUUCAAUCUAAGUUCUAG